Molecule: messenger RNA, 4071 nt
Organism: Geodia barretti
Lineage: Eukaryota; Metazoa; Porifera; Demospongiae; Tetractinellida; Geodiidae
Source: the annotation of a GenBank genome assembly
UCACGUGUCUCUCUUUACUUCCUCCAUUACUCCUCUACCUGCACAACAACAGCCUGUAAGUUCUCCUGUUUUAGGCAUGGGUACUUAAUGCUCUUGUGUCUCUCUUUACUUCCUCCAUUACACCUCUAUCUGCACAACAACAGCCUGUAAGCUCUCUUGUUUUAGGCAUGAGUACUUAAUGUGUCUCUCUUUACUUGCUCUAUGACACCACUACAUAUACAACAACAGGGAUUUGUGAGUUCUCUUGCUUUAGGCAUGAACACCUAAUACUCAUGUGUCUCUCUUUACUUCCUCCAUUACACCUCUACCUGCACAACAACAGCCUAGACUGGAAGGUAAAAAAGAAGUAAAUUCUGUUCAUCGUUUCAAAGGCUCUGGCUACCAUUUCCAAGUGAACUUCCAGUGCAUUCUCCAGUCGAGGACAGUUCUCUGACUGAAACUGAAAUGAAGCUUGUGGCCAAGGAGAUAGAAAAUGAUUUAUCCGAUGUUGUUGAAGAAAUGGAGAUGCAAUAUACACUCAAAAAAGUUGCAAGGGCCCCGAAGAGGAGCAGGGAGCCAGCAUAUGCUGUCGUCUCCGAUUUUGUUGAGGGUGAAGGUGGUACUCGUUAUGAACUUGCUCAACUGUUAGAUAAUGCCGGCUUUGAUGAGCUAUCAAGGAAACUAUUUAAAGGCCAGUUAAUUCAAGGCAGUCAACAAAGUGCUGGUCCGUUAAGAGAUACUCCCACUCUACAACAAACUUAUGGAUUUUCCAAUGCUAGAUGGUAGUAAAAUUAACAUUCUUACACGAAUUGGUGUUCACUACAAUGUUUUUGGACCAUUCCUGCUAAAUGAUAAUGAUGGAUCCGUAACGGAUGCCCUGAAGGAAACAUGGAUGAGAGAUUCGCAUGCAAUCAACCAAGAAAUUUCGAAGCAGUGGUUGCAAGGUAAAGGGAAAUGGCCGGUAACAUGGGCCACCUUUCUCAGUGUAUUGAAAAAUAUGGAUAUGAAAGCCCUUGCCUUUGAUAUUGAGUCAUCUCUCCGGAGUUUGUCCCUCUGGGGCAAAUCGUCCCCCCAGGGGCGAUACUAAUUAUUCUUCAAACAGUGUACAUAACUGGCUGUCUUUUGUGUUUAGUUAGCUUCAAGGUAUAUAACAACUGUCCUCAUAUUAAUCGUUAAAUAUGUAAUUUAAUGUUUUGUAAUCCAGCUUUUUUGAGUUCCAUGUGUUUGUGCCUAGCAUGUUAGCCAAAUCUUAACUGAAGAAAAAUAAAGUACUUUCCCCCACAUCUCAACUGAAGAAUAAUAAAAUCCUUUCCCACACGAUUCCCAUUGAAAUAUUGCAUUGAGCUUCAUGUUCCUAGACAAUUCCAGUCUGUUGGAAAACGUGCAACAACUUAAUGAAAAUUGCUCUGAAUAACUGGAAAUGUGUAGCUACUAAAAGCAUUCAACCAUCAAACUGUUUUAUCACUUCUUGAACAAAGGUAGCUCCAAAGUUACUUUUACUUCCUCUUUUUGACAUACUAGAACAAAUGCCACACAUUUUUACGACCUUGAGCGAGCAGUUCAACAUAUUGGAAUGAAAUUCAAUUUUUCACAUUACACCAUCAGUACCUAUCAAAUGUGUAGCUACCAUAUAUCAUCUCACAAGAAACUGUUAUUGCUGAACAAAGCCACCUCAAGAAAAUAAGCUACGUCAAGUAGCUCAAAAGUUACUUGUUUACUUACUAUGGUGUGCGCAUCUUACCACCAACACUGUAUUAUACUGAACAGCCUAUGAUUCAGUAUUGAAAAGUGUUACGUGUAAUGUCCCCUGAACCAAGCUGCAUCAAUGAAUUAAGAAGCAACACUCAGAUACCUCAAAGUUACUUCUGCUUUUCAAACUUUACCUUGGUGUGGAUGUGUCUUAAUACACUAUUGGUAUAGAGCUGUGUCAAUGUUAAAAUGUGUAUCAUCUACAUUAACCUUUUCAAAGAUGACACCUGUACGAAAACUGACUGUAUGUUAGCUAGACUAUGGAAAUCUUCCCCUCCCUAAUCACAUUUUUAUCAACCUUUCACUAGCAAUCCCAUCGCCAUCAAUAGAUUUUCUCUACAACUUGUGACAGACGUAACAAAUUAGUUGCCACUAAUAAUUUAUUCUGCCCUUUUCAAGUCAUGACUACUAAUAGUCUAAUCCUGACACACUUCUAAAUACCUUAUUGCUUGAGAGGAGAGAGAGCGUUUGUGCUGUGUAAUGAAGUGAACUGAAAAUUUUAAUCUUGCUCACCCCAUCUACUCUGUGAUUGUGGAAUACUGGCUAAUAAUAGCGCUCCAGGAAACAAUGAAUAACUAAGAAUACCCAUUUCAAACUUGAUUUGUCACAAUGCAUCACUGUCACUGUGCUAAAACAUUUUCUGCUCUAUUAGUGACUCAAAACAAAAUGAUAUUAUUUCCCUCCAAAGAAGUAAAAUCACUUCUUCAUUGAAGCAAAAUAGCUGAUGGUGAGCAUGUGCUUCAGUGAAACGCACUUACAAUCAUUAGCAACAGUAGUAAUAGCUGGCAAGGUCUCGUUGUAAAAUAUCUGUGUAACAAUGGAUCAAUCAGCUCGUAUUACUAACAUGAUCUCUAGCAAAACACACUGUGGGUGUUCAACACAGAUUUUUCACCAAAACCUCCCCUAUCACAUCGUACUAGUCAACAGUGAAACCAUUAUUCUGAAAAAGAAUUGAUAUACCUCUCUAAUCUUAACUUUUGCUGACAUGCCUUAGAAGACAUUGCCUUUUAGUGACCAACAUGGGUGUGUGUAAAAUCUAUCCCCUCUCCUAUAAAUGCACCUGCCCCUGAACAAACACUCAAUUUGUGAUCCUUUGCUAAACAGUCGAAGGCGUAAAAAGGAACUGACUUUUAUGAUUAUGCUGCUGAUAAUUGUACUAUCACAAAACUGCCUAGUCCAUAGUCAUGAACUGUACAAAAAUCGCUCUCUCUUUCAUCAGGUUAAAAAUGCCUCCAUUGCUCUCCUAUGGAUUUCAGAACAAACUGAAGGCAAUUGCCUUGUCAUACACUGAUUAUCAUAAUUUGAUGAUUAUCGCUCUACAACCUUAAUGACAAGUAGCUACUGUACAAACACCCAUUUCAAAUCUUAUCCCUUUCUUUUCAAGAAAUGAUAAGCCACCCGGCUAUGAACAAGUGAAAGACGAGCAACACUUGCCUCAAAUCUAUCAACUGUUUGUUUGAAACUGUUAAUAUCUAGUUGCCAAACAGCAUUAUUAAUCAAUACAAAGUCAUCGAAAUGGCACAUACAAGUGACUAUGUUGGAUUCAACUCUUUUCCCAAUAUCAACGUGCUUCAUCCCAUAACUUCUACAACAACUGACUACAAAGAACCAUCUACUCUGCCCCUGCAUCCCCCAAUUGGCUUUAAACUGUGCUGAACUCUAACUAAGAACAGUAACCACACAGAACCGAACAAACCUAUCAUAAAAAGAGAUUAUACCUUUGUUAACAAUUAGUCGUCUUCACUUCAAGCCUCCCUUGAAGCAGAAUAAUAAUUAUUAUACAAGUGACUGUGUGCUAUGUAUUGAAGUCUGUUGUUUGAUCCACAACUGCUACACCAACUGUACAAAGAACUAGCUGCUCUGACGAUAUUGAACUGUUAACUGUAGAGCACACAAAACUGAUCAAUUCUGUCAUGAAAAGGAUGGACAAUCAAUUAUGGAGUUGAAAAUGAGUCAUCGUGUUUCAUUGAUAAGCAUCCUUCCUUCUUAUGAACAAAUGGACAAAGAAUAAUAAAAUCCUUUCCCACACAAUUUCCCAUUGAAAUAUUGUAUUGAGCUUCAUGUUCCUUUAUUGCUGAACAAACCUACCUCAAGAAAAUAGUUACUGAACAAAGCUACAUACAUCAACUAGCUGAAAAGUUACUUGGGCAUUGUUUACUUACUAUGGUGUGUGCAUCAUCUUCAUAUAUCAUCUUCUUGCAGAGAAUAAUUGUCAAACUACCAAGUCAUUGAAGCAGAAUAGUAUACAAGUGACUGUGUGCUAUGUAUUGAAGUCUGUUCUUUGAUCCACAACUGCUACACCAACUGUACAAAGAACUAGCUGCUCUGACGAUAUUGAACUGU